GAUGCUCACCGGAGAUUUCCUGGACCAAAGCACCUUCAGGACUAUUGCGGCCACGUCCCGCGGAAGUUCAACCCCUUCCACGGCGGCCACAUCCUGGAGAAGUCGGCUUCGUUGCCAGCCAUUGCGACGAAGUCAACACAGAAGUCUUCAGCUGCCAGCACCAGCUUUGGUAUGUGGUACGGGCAUGUGGGCAGCUUUCCCAGCCCCGUCGACAACUGGGUCCCUGCUCAUUUCGUGGAAGGACAACACUACUAG
Molecule: messenger RNA, 255 nt
Organism: Symbiodinium necroappetens
Lineage: Eukaryota; Dinophyceae; Suessiales; Symbiodiniaceae
Source: the annotation of a GenBank genome assembly